CACAAAUUACUAUUGUUUAGGCUACCUCAAACUUUUUGGCACGAUCUCUGAUACGGUUAUAGACCAUGUUACCUUAUCCAUUAAAACGCAUACUCUGGGAAUUUUGUCUUCCUAAUUUCCAAACCCUAAACAACUAAACAUUAUUAGUAGUGGUAACCUCCUUGUGUGAGGAGGAUUAAAAGGAUGGGCUCCGGCCCGCUAACGCAACCAUGGAUGGGCCACAAGACUACAAGAGAGAGCGGACGAGUUCACGACCACUACAAUGCUCUUUCCGAAAAAUCCCUUAAAACAGCCACGUCAUAGUACCCAAUCAUAUCCUUCCACGUGGUACUGAAGCAAGUGCCGCCUCCGCACUCUCGCCAAUUUUCUUUUUUCAAUUUAAAGGAAAUAAAUCAGGAAUAUUAUUUUCGGAAAAUGGCAAAAAUGUUCUUUGACCCGUCCGACACCGCACGUGGCGGCGCUAAUCAUGUUGAGAGAUGCAUGAUUCGUACCAGCACAAAUCAAUCUGCUGUUUUUCCACUUCUUCCUUCUUUGGCUCGGAUCUAUUAGACUUUUGCUUUCCUGAUCGCAUGCGAUUUAUUAGGAUGUUUAUUAAUUAAUUAAACUAAUCCUGUGUGAUUUGGGAGGCAAUUAAUUGUUUUUUAAGCAAUCUUGGGCAAUUUGGCAUGUGCAAGCAAAGGGGAAGAAUCAAUUCGAUUGGAUUAUAUUAGAUGAGAUCCGUCCUUGCUACAUCUAAUAAUGUUUCAGACGGUAGUUUUGGUUAGGGAGUGCCAUUCUACUUCUUCUUUGUCCUUAUCUAGUCUAAGUCAUUUGGACUAUCUCGUUUCAAUUUUCCUACUACCUCCACCUCUUCUUCACGGACAAUAAAAAAAAAAAAAAAGUUAAGUGUGUAACACCUUAGGCGAAUCCCACAUCGGUAAAGUAUGGGAGAGAUCCAUGGUUCAUAAGUAAGAAACCGACCUUAACUGAUAAGACGUGUUUUGGGUGAAAUGGAGGAGUUCUUGUGAGAACUCCGAAGUUAAACGUGCUCAGUGUGGAGUACAACAAGGAUGGGUAGUCUUAUAGGAAGUCACUUUGAAUUGCACCCCAAGUCGAUAAAUGUGAGGGUCGAGGCUCAAAGUGGACAAUAUCUUCGUCGGGAAAAGGUUCGGGGAUGUUACAAAGUGCUUAACACGGGAGUUCAAAUUUUAUGUGAUUUUUUUGUUUCAACUUCAUUUCGGGACUCAAUCCAUGCCUCUACUCAGAUCCGAGCUCAAUUCUCAUAUAUUCGAUCGGGUUAUAACAGUCGUUGGUACUCUAGAUUCAUGUUUUCAUCAUAUUCAUCAUACAAAACUAAAAGUUUAAAUAAUCGAAUUGUAGGAGUUAGAAUAAACAAAACAAGUCAUGUAUCCUCAUUAUAGAAUCAAAAUAUAACUCUCGAAAAAUAGCUUAUUUGAUUAUAAAAAAAAAAUUAACGGAAUAUAUGGAUUCAUGUCGUCUCAUCUUCAGGAUCUUGAUAUACCCAAUUUGAAAAAUGAUUUAUAUGUUGGGACAAGAUUCAUAAGGUUUUGUGAACUUUCUCAAUCAAACCAUCUUAAAUUCUCAGUAAGAUUUUUUCCCCCCCCCCAUCUUCCAUACGGAGAGAAGGCGAGAGUACUUCGAUGUUUGCUCAAAGCUCUCAUAAGCUCUCACCAAAUCAACGUCUAUCAUCCUAUUUUAAAUCUCAUAUUAAUACAAGAUGUCUUUGAACUCCAUAUUACAUGCUUUCUAAUUAGCCCACUUAACCAAAUACCAAUUACAUUAACAUGAGAUCGAGCGAAAUUGCUUCAUACUAUGUGACCAUUGCACUUUGAACAUCAAAAUAGACCCAUUGUCGUGGUCCAUGCCUCUAGUAAUCUCAACGAUUUGGUUGGAUGAAGUUCCACUCCACACGCCUCUACCGCCAGCUAGCUGCUUCUGCGAAACGGUGCCGUAGUAAGCUGAUUGUUGCAGUCUAUCUUCACUGCACACGUGGCGACAUGCCCGUGCUUGGAAUCGGCCGUCCAGUUCCAGUACCCAAAAAGUCCUGCAGAGCUCUCCGCUCAACUGAUUCACGCCGGCGAAGCAAUAUAUAGUUCUGGACUGGAAAGUCGGCGAAACCUGGAAGACGGAGGAUUCUGUUUUUGGAGCUGAGAUGGAUUUGUAAGCUAAUGAGAAGAAAAACCCCGAGGAGAAUAGGAAACAGAAGCAAGCAACUAUGCAGGGGUUGAGUCUACAAAGAUCGCCAUUUAUUUCACCGGCGAGGCUUCCGUCUUUGGCUCCGGUGGGUUCAUUGCCAUGUUGUGUCAGCUUCUCCACGUUGAAACCCAUCUCUACUUCAUCCAGAUUCAGAGAUAUCACAAGGCUAAAUUCUGCCCUUCGAACGGUUAGAGCUCAGGCAUCAAACAUUAGCAUCGGAUCAGGGGGAUAUGAAGGUGGGGAGGAGGAAGAUAAGCAGAAAAAAUUGGUGAAUGGACCAAGUGACAGUUCAUCUGACAUAGUGAAACCUCCCACCAAAAUUCCCUAUCCCUUAUCUAUAGCUCUUGUGCUACUUGGAUGCGCCGUGGUAUAUUCCCUCAUCGUCUUUGUGAAGGGUGAACCUUCUGCUAUCUUGGCUGCAAUCUCCAAGUCGGGAUUAACUGCUGCAUUCUCGUUGAUAUUUGUGUCAGAAAUCGGGGACAAGACAUUCUUUAUUGCAGCACUCUUGGCUAUGCAAUAUGAGAAAGGACUGGUUCUCUUGGGCUCAAUGGGUGCUCUUUCACUCAUGACCAUCUUGUCAGUUGUCAUCGGACGUGUAUUUCGGUCAGUGCCGGCUCAAUUCCAAACUACCCUUCCGAUUGGAGAAUAUGCAGCAAUUGCUCUUCUCUUGUUCUUUGGGCUAAAAUCAAUAAAAGACGCAUGGGAUCUUCCAUCAGCUGAAGCGAAGAGUGGCGGAAAAAAGAGCCCUGAACUGGAUGAAUAUGCUUCAGCUGAGGAGCUUGUGAAGGAAAAGCUAUCCAAGCCGCUCACCAAUCCAUUUGAGAUUGUCUGGAAGUCAUUCAGCCUUGUAUUCUUUGCUGAAUGGGGAGACCGCUCAAUGCUUGCCACGAUUGCCCUCGGUGCUGCUCAGUCUCCAUGGGGUGUAGCAACCGGAGCCAUUGCUGGACACCUGAUCGCGACAUCAAUUGCUAUAGUUGGGGGCGCAUUUCUCGCCAACUACAUCUCUGAAAAGCUUGUUGGCUACGUGGGUGGAGCUCUCUUUCUCGUUUUCGCUGUUGCUACAUUUUUCGGCGUCUUCUAACAAAAAUCUCCUUGGGAGUUCACCAGUCAAGAGCCUACAAUAGUGGACUGUGGUUCAACUUGCAGACGGUAUACAGUACUGGCUGUGGCCUGUGGGAUGCUGGGCAGAGAGCAAGCAAACAAGCAAUAAUGGUUCCCUUUAUCUGUAAUUUGACACUCUUCGGGAAUAGGAUGACCUUAGCUGGAUUAAACAAAUAGUUCAUCU
Messenger RNA from Linum trigynum, 3481 nucleotides. Lineage: Eukaryota; Viridiplantae; Streptophyta; Magnoliopsida; Malpighiales; Linaceae. The record is from the annotation of a GenBank genome assembly.